AUCUAUUAUUUAUGGCAAAUAGUCUUCAAAAAAGCAUAUCUAUGAUUGUCAAAAACUAGUCAAUUUUCUUAAAAAGGACUGCUUAAUUCAAUAAAAUCAACUUAUUUUUUUAAACCAGUGCUACGAACUUAAAUCAUAAUAAUUGAGUUAAGAUAAAUCAUUAAGCAUUAUUAGUGAAAACCAUGAAAAAUGAGGAUAAAUAGUAUAUAAUGGCGAUUGUGGGUUGAAACCUGACAGGUGUUUCCAGUAGACCUGUUAAUAAAUUGAAUUAUAAUAUUAAACAAUUGUUCUCCUGAAAAGAAGACCUCAAAAUAUUUAUGUCAUUAGUGCAACGAUUAAGUUUUAUAGUUCCUUUGAUGGUGUGUAAAGCAAUGUAGAAAAUAUAACCCUUAACCCAAUUUCUCUUAAGUAUGCUUCAAAAAAUACAAAUCUUAUUUUCAUCUGAGUGCUCCCUAUGUUUGUGAGUCAAAUUUCCGAAUAACCAGUAUUUUUAACGGAAUGCUGUUCGAUAAUAAUAGUAAUACAUUAAAUAAUUCAUUUUAUGUGGGAUGAAUGAGGAAGACUUAUUAAAAAGGUCGGCUGAAGAGCGAGAUAAAAUAUUUAAACGUUAUGACCGAGGUAGAGAAGAAGGAGCUGAAAUUGAUCCCUGGGAAGAUCCCACAUUUGAAGUAUAUCAUGCAACUGACAGGUAUGGCUUCAUUCAUGAUAAACGGUUACCAUCAAAAGUGGACCCGCAGGAAGCUAAAAAGCAACAGAUUGAAUUGGAAAGAGUUAAAAAAUGGCGUAAAAUGUUAAAGUCAUGGAACUCUUCUGUUACUAAAGAAAAAUUGCACAAACGUGUUUUCAAAGGCAUUCCAAACUCUUUACGUCCACAAGUUUGGUGUCUUUUAUUAAGUUUAGAUAAAACCAAAACAGAAAAUAGGGGAAAAUAUGAUGAAAUGUUAAAAUUAGCUAGAAAAUAUUCUACUGAUGCUAGACAAAUCGAUUCUGAUGUCAAUAGGCAGUUUAGAGAACAUCUUUUUUAUAGAGAACGAUAUGGAAUAAAACAGCAAUCUCUUUUUAAAGUAUUAACCGCUUAUGCAAUGUACAAUUCUGAGGUGGGCUAUUGCCAAGGGAUGUCUGGAUUAGCAGGUGUACUUCUCAUGUACAUGGAUGAAGAAGAUGCUUUUUGGGCAAUGCAUAUCUUAUUGACCGAUCCAAAAUUCUCAAUGCACGGUCUUUAUAAAGAAGGCUUUCCGAAAUUGACACGCUUUCUUGCUCAUCAUGAUCGUAUAUUAACGAAAUUUAUGCCAGGUCUUAAGAAACAUUUUGACAAGCAUGGACUCGAUGCCAUUCUAUAUUCAUUGAAGUGGUUCUUUGUUUGUUUUGUCGAAAGGGUGCCAUUUAGUUUGUGCCUUAGGAUAUGGGACAUCUACUUACUGAUAGGAGAGCGAGUCAUCACUGCAAUGGCUUUCACAAUACUUAGACUGCACAAGAAAAGUAUCAUGAAACUGAAUGAUAUGGACUCAAUUGUACAUUUUAUUCAGGUAAAGUUGUACAAAGAUUUUAUGUACGACGAUGAUUCGGCAGUCCACGCUUUAGAACGCGCUCUUGAGGACUUGAAACGUGCCAAACUCGACCAUCCGGGGCCUCCGACCAAAGACGAGAUUCCCAGCCGCCCCUUCGGGGUAUUCAUCGAACCCACGGUCGAUCAGAUAAUUGGACACCGGGCGGAAAAGUUUACAGAGAAGGAACGCGAAACGAACACUUUGGUGGUACUUCGACGCGAAGAGGCGCGCGAGGCCCUUGAAAACGACGUUCAAUUGUCCGUUGGUGAUUCUGCCGGUCUCACAGGCUCAAAAUUUUCAUUUGAUCCCAGCAUGGAUGAUACCAGUUCUCUCCUUGAAGACUGCCAGCAUAUGGGUUCGAAACGUUCUUUGGCUGACACAAGUGUGACAUCCACGGCCGAUCUAUCAGUAUUCUCUACCAUAACGCGUUCACAAGCACAUGAAAACAGUCUCGACACGCACAGCAACGUGUCAGAUAACUCAGUAGGGGGGGCAAGUUCCGUAGGAUCGGGCAUAGUCACAUCAAGUGGUGCACAUAAACCCUUGUUUUCCACACAUUCCACUCCCCGAGCCACUCCUCAUAAUCCCAGUCCCGAUGUCUUACGAAUAUAUGUCCCUUAUUCACCUCUCGACACUCCCCUGGUCAGUCCCCAUAAUGGGGACGUGAAGGUUCCACCCAAUACAUUCCCAGAUAAUAAAAUACGAAUUAGGGUGGAUAAUGAUGAAUUGCUAACACCUCUUGUUGAACAUGGACAGAUCCGGUCGUUUAGAAUUGACAGCCCUGAAAUUGACUUAAAGUAAUGAAAAAUAGGAACGUAUCUUUCGUUAAUUGUUUUUGGUUAAAAGUAUUGACUCAGGGAAAGGAUUUUUGCAGAAUGUAUAAUGAGUUGAUUUUACAAGUAAUCAUAAUAAUUAAUUGAAAAGUAAGCGACUACUCUUUGGAUCGUGCAAAAAUGUAAUAAUAGAAGUUAAGAUUUUGGAAUUCAAAGUUAUAUUAACAUUUUGUUGUUGUUUAUCCUCCUAAAUUAAUCAGUUUAUUAACUUACAAAAUAUAACAGUACAUUCCAAUUUUAUAGUGAACAGUAUCCUAUAAUUUAAUUUCAUUGUUUUAGCAACUGGAAAGAAAUAAAAUCCCAGUUAUAUUUUAAAAAUUUUGAAAUUAUUAUUUCCCUGAGCAUGCCAAAUUUAGGUGUAGUAAUAAUGGACAUAACAAACUUACGUUAGUGUCUGCUCUGUUUCCAUAUACAUUUUAUUUAGUAUUAUAACAAACCGAUUCCUACCUAAUUUCUUCAUUCCAUUUUAUUGGUGCCAUAUAAUAUGUUCGCUUCAAGGAAUUGCAUUUUGUAUUGCAAAUACAUAGAUUUUUAAAAUUAUUUGGCAAUAUAGUAUAGUGGAUACCAGUAUAUAUUUUAUCUUUUGUAUUUAUUUACUACUUUUUAGAGUUUGUAAGAACACUGUUUUAUUUUUUACAUAUACAGUUAAAUUUACAGGUAGUAAGUAGGAGUCUUUUUACAAAUUAUAUUUUCAAGUUGAAUACUUGACAAUUGUUUACAACAUGGGACAGUCAGGCUGAGGAGGUGGGGAAUGGGUGGAACGGAUGGGGAUGACUUUAUACAGUAAUAAAAAGGUUUUUAGGUGUGGGUAAAGGGGUACAGCUGUUGCAUUAAUACAAUUGUACAAUUUGAACUCCAAGCAAACGUCACUCCAUAAGAAAUUUAACAAUGUUAGAUUAGGUCACAUUAGUUUUUGUUCCAAUAUUUGUUUUUUCAGUAGCCUCCACUCCUCCAAACAUUUUUUUAGUGUUAUACAAAAUUCAUCCCCUCCCCUUACAUCCAUUUUCUCCCCCUCCAACUGACGGUUCCAUAUUCCAUGUUGUAGACAAUUAUAGAAUACUGUAAUGGUGUGUAUCCCAAAGCUACUAGUCUUCAGUAUGAUUUUUUAAAUCAUUUCUAUUGUUGUUCAAGUGAUAAAUUAAGUCAAUGAAUAGUUUUUGUUGGUCUUCAAUAAUGUUAAUACUCAGUUGGAUAAAUAGAUUUAAAGCAAUUAAAAAAAUAAUGAAACAAAAAGGAAAACCGUCAAAUUUUAGAUAUAGUGUAAAUUAUGUAUAUUAACAGGUCAGUUGUUGUAAAUAACUAGGAUGUUAUUUUUAGAAUGUAGAGUUUAGAAGUAUUGUAAGUUGAUUUUUUUUACUUUACAAAAAAUUGAUAAUUAUGAUUAAUAUUUCAAAAUAUUGUAAUUUAAAAGGAUAUUAUUGUUCGUCAUUAUGAUACAGUACUAAAAUACAUAAAUAUGUCGUGAUAUUUGCAAUAAAGUAUAAAAUGUUCGAUAGAUAAUACAAAAUGAUUUAAAAAUUAUAUCUGCAAGUA
Molecule: messenger RNA, 3913 nt
Organism: Agrilus planipennis (emerald ash borer)
Lineage: Eukaryota; Metazoa; Arthropoda; Insecta; Coleoptera; Buprestidae
Gene: RN-tre
Product: USP6 N-terminal-like protein
Exons: 6
Coding region: 549-2348 (599 amino acids)
Source: RefSeq, a predicted model, not a curated record